AUGAGCCCAAGUAACGACUCCGCGCCCAAGGUGGCACUGUUUGACUGUACCAACUAUCCGUUAUGGGCGUUCAAGAUGAAGAUGUACCUCAUUUCCAAUGGGUUAUGGGAAGCGGUUAGCGACACAUCUGUCGUCUUCGAGGUGAAGCCUGCGGCAAUCGUGCUCAACUUGGGCGAUACUCAGCUCCUGCAAGAUAUAACAACGGAUAGUGCACGCGAAGCAUGGGAAGCCCUCGCACGAGUACAUCGGACUCAAGACAUGGCAAGUCGGCUUUGGCUGAAAGAGAGGUUUGAUACAUCCAAGUAUACCGCGACGGACAUGAGCACUCACAUCAUGGAGCUGGAGCGACUCGUGCUAGAGAUGAAUGAAACUUCGUGUGGACCGAGUGAAGAAGACACGUUUGCAGCAUUGCUACAAAGUCUUCCGGCACAAUACGAGAGUCUAGUGCAGGCUUCGCCUGAUUGUCAUGCAGUUCAGCUUUAA
Messenger RNA from Peronospora matthiolae, 483 nucleotides. NCBI's taxonomy places the organism in Eukaryota, Oomycota, Peronosporomycetes, Peronosporales, Peronosporaceae. The record is from the annotation of a GenBank genome assembly.